UUAAAAAGAGAGAAAGAGACGGAGGAGCGGUCAUUGUAUGAUUCCAGUAUUUUUAGAUAUCUUUAUAUAUGCUGGUAUCAGCAUAUACUGUCCAGACUUUUUCCACGUCCAUCAGUUUGACUGGUUGAUGCUCUUUUUUUUUUUCCCUCCUUUACGUUUUAAAGUUACAGAAACAAGUGGGGUAACUUUGAAAAAAGAAAAGAGAAGAGAAGAGGACUGAUCUGUGCGAUCUCUAUGUAGAGGUGCCCAGUUUGGGUUGUUUUUACUUUCCUUAUAUAUCUGGACUGUCUUCACCAUGGCGGGCAGGUGGAAGCUCCUGAUACUGGCUCUGUACCUCUGCCUCAUCAUGGGUCAGUCUGACCUGUUGAAACCAGACUGCCCUAAUGGAUUUGAUGGUGUGGAGAAAACAUGCACGGAUAUUGAUGAAUGUGAAGUUGAUGUGGAGUAUCCUGACGAGGUCGGGCCAUGUGGAGAGGACACGACCUGUCACAACACGAUCGGCAGCUUCUACUGCCAAUGUGAUGAUGGCUUCUCACCAUCAACAGGCCCUUUGAAUUUUUCCGCUGGAACAUCAGCAACAUGUAAAGACAUCAAUGAGUGCUUGGAAGACAAAGACAUCUGUGGACUUAAUGCCAAAUGUUUCAACGCAAUUCCACAUUAUUCCUGCAUUUGUGAUAAUGGAUUCAUUUCCACUACUGGAAUGGAACGCUUUGUCCACGGUGACAACGUUACAUGCAAAGAUAUUGAUGAAUGUCAAGAGGAAGAUGUUUGUGGACAAACUGCAGCAUGCGUGAACACACCAGGCAGUUUUCACUGUGUCUGUAACGCUGGCUUUGGACUAAAAUCUGGCAGAUCUAACUUCUCUGGCAGUCAGGAGCAAUGUGAAGACAUAUGUAUGAUCGAUAGGACAAUCUGCGGAAAUGGAACCUGCCACCGUGGAGCCAGCGGCCAUUACUGCGCAUGCCACGCAGGGUUCACUAACUAUGGCAACAAAGGGUCUCGCUGCACGGCGUUAAACUGUGAUGUAUUCAAAGUUAUGAACAAUCUGCAAGAGAAGUUUCCUGUUGCCCAUGAUCUCAUGAUGCAGUUGGAGAAAAGCUGUCUGAACCUUACAGAAAGUGAGAAUCCGACAGAGCUGGAUGGAGAGGACAUACUGAAGAGACUGUCGUCUGUCAUCGACAAGCUCUUGUCCGGUGGAGCUUUCAAUGAUAACAGGAAAGUCUCCACCUUUCUGAACAUGGUGGAGAACACUCUGAAGCUCAUAGCAGCUUUCAUUAAGCCCCCCGGUACAAAAAGAUCCUCCACUCACACAGAGCUGGAGCUGCUGGUAGAGAAAGGGGAAGACUUACCCAAGGGAGCUGUGACUUUAUCAUCGAAGCAAGCUCGGCUGGACAUCCAGUUGGAGACCGCUGCUGGAGAUCCUUCCUAUUACCCUGGCUUUACAACAGUGUCCUUGCUGAGCUAUGCAAACCUGGAGGACUCUGCCGAUGGCUUCUUCACUGGGAUGAAACCACAAGCGAACCAAAGCUUUGAGCUCAACUCUAAAGUCGUGACUGUCUCUGUCAGUAACAGAAACACAAGCCACCUCAAAGAGCCAGUCAGAUUGACUUUCUACCACCUCAAACAGACAGAUAAAAACAACCACACCUGUGUGUUCUGGGACGCCUCGGAGGAAGGAGGGUCCUGGUCUCCUCGUGGCUGCACAGUGGUUGAGGCCAAGCCUAAAUACACUGUGUGUUCCUGCAACCAUCUGAGCAGCUUUGCUGUGCUCAUGGAGCUCUAUGACAUAGAGGAGCAGUUUGAACUGCAGCUGAUCACAUGGGUGGGUCUGUCCCUUUCCCUAAUUUGCCUGUUCAUCUGCAUCCUGACGUUCUCGUUGAUCCGAUCCAUCAAAAGCCCAAGAACCACCAUCCACCUGCACCUCUGCAUCUGCCUCUUCAUUGCCACCGUUAUCUUCCUCGCAGGCAUCUCUCGUACGGAGAGCCGGGUUGGCUGUGCAGUGGUAGCAGGGCUGCUACAUUUCUUCUAUCUGGCAGCAUUUUGCUGGAUGUGUCUGGAGGGCAUACAGCUCUUCAGGAUGGUAGUCCUGGUCUUUAACACCAACUUCAAAACCCUCUACAUGCUGGCAGGUGGCUAUGGAGUCCCAGCUGUUAUUGUCGGUAUCUCUGCCUUAGCUAACGCCGAGGGAUAUGGCACCAAGAAACAUUGUUGGUUGAACCUGGAAUUCAUUUGGGGUUUCUUUGGCCCUGCCUGCAUCAUCAUCGUUGUAAACAUUGUCUUCUUUCUCAUCACUGUGUGGAAGUUGGCACAGAAGUUCUCAAGUUUAAACCCUGACUUUGACAAUCUGCAGAAAAUAAAGGCGUUCACCAUUACUGCAGUGGCUCAGCUGACUUUGUUGGGCACCAUGUGGAUCUUUGGUUGUUUCCAGUUUGAGGAGGGGACAAUAGUCAUGUCUUACCUGUUCACUAUCUUUGGCAGCUUUCAGGGGGUUAUGAUUUUUGUCAUGCACUGCCUGUUUUCCAAACAGGUGAGGGAAGAAUAUGGACACAUCCUGUCCAGAUGCUGUGCUCCUUGGAAGAAGAGUUACUCAAACAUCAGCUACUCGCACACCAGCAAAGCUCAUGCAUCAAAGAGCACCCAGGACACGGGAGAGUCUCGCAUCUGAGCCGCUACAAAGUGACGCAGGAGCAAAUUCUGAUCUAUUUCCUGAAGACAUGCAGCCAACUACUACCCUGCCAUUUGGGGUCAAUGCACCGGUUUGCUUCACUGCAAAAUGUUGUAAAUAGUAUCCUUCUUUACAUUCUCUUUACCUUUUUUGUUAUUGAGUUGGUCUUUGUAUUUGUAGCUAUUUAAAAUGGAACAGUUGAUUGUAUACAAAUUAGGGAUUUCCUUCAAAAUGAGAAAGGACAUUCGACAGUUGUUAAGCUAACCCUUGAGUAAAGCACAUAGUGUGCUUUACUUUCAUGCCAAUAUUUGUUUUAUAUUUAAUUAAUAUUUUGUUGAAAAAAAAGUCAGUUUUUUCCAUAAAAAUGGUGAUAGAUAAUGUUUUGAAGACCUGUUGUAUCAGGUACAUGUAAUAUGGCUUUUCGUGUCAUCCAGGUACUAAAUUAAACCCGCAAAGACAAUCUGACAGAUAUUUCUGAGACAAGCACUUUUUUUCUGUAGAACUUGUAUUUAAAUCGAUAUUAUCUUAAUAUGACCAAUAAAAAGGACAAAUAUGUGACAGAAAUAGAUCUUUUUUUAAAGUAGAGUAUAUUUGUGUAUAUAUUGCCGGGCGAUUCAGUAUGUAAUACAGUAAGUGACUGCUUUCCUGCGCCAAUCAACAUGCUGUAACAAGUUAAAUGUAUUCUAUCAAAGUUGUUUUUUAUUUACCCAGUUUCAAAACUUGAAUGUUUAAAGAUGACUUUUGUUAUUAUUGUCUAUAAGAAUACUAGUACUGUUGUAAGCACUGGCUUUAGCUCAAUUUUGAACUUUCUGUUUGAUGUUUGGUCAAAAUAAGAAUCUUAGCUUCCGAAUUUCCUAUUUACAUUUCCUGUCGUUCGCGAUCUUAAUUAUUUGAAUGUGUUUUCAUACUUUUCAUGCAUCUCCUGGCAGCUUUAAAUUGAAUAAAUGCGUUGAUGAUUUAA
Anarrhichthys ocellatus (wolf-eel) is the source of this 3626-nucleotide messenger RNA. RefSeq names its product adhesion G protein-coupled receptor E5a (gene adgre5a). The transcript is spliced from 19 exons. Gene Ontology annotation, cellular component: plasma membrane. Bases 296 to 2665 code for a protein of 789 amino acids. Gene Ontology annotation, molecular function: G protein-coupled receptor activity; calcium ion binding. Gene Ontology annotation, biological process: adenylate cyclase-activating G protein-coupled receptor signaling pathway; cell surface receptor signaling pathway. Lineage: Eukaryota; Metazoa; Chordata; Actinopteri; Perciformes; Anarhichadidae. The record is from RefSeq and is a predicted model, not a curated record.